AUGGCGAACAUCAACUCCAGCCAAGCGGUUGCGCAGGACGAUUUGGUCAUUCCGCUCAUCGACUUCUCCGCCUUCCUCUCCGGCGACCCCUCAGCCAAGAAGGCCACAGCUCAAGCGGUCCUCGAAGGCUUCCAGAACGCGGGCUUCGUUUACCUCAAGAACCACGGCAUAUCGCCCUCGACCGUGGCAAAUGCCUUCUCUCAGAGCGCCCGAUUCUUUGCGCGGCCGCAGGACCAAAAAGAUGCCAUGGCAUGGUACUCGGCGGCAGCCAACCGCGGAUACGUAGCCCAGGGACGCGAGAAACUGGUGGUGCUAGAGGAGACCGGCACAGAGGACGAGCUGCGCAAGACAGUCCCAGAUCUCAAGGAGUCGCUUGAGAUUGGGCGAGACGACCAGCCAGAGACACCAAACAUGUGGCCCAGCGGAGACGACGCCGCCAAGGAGUUCAAGCAGGACAUGUUGGACUUCUUCGGGACCUGCAAAAACCUGCAUGUUCAGGUCAUGCGAGCCAUUGCCCUGGGCAUGGGUCUCGAGGAGAGCUGGUUCGACGGUUUCACCGACGCUGGCGACAACACGCUACGUCUCCUGCACUACCCUGGCGUGUCCAAGUCGGUCUUCAAGAGGAACGACGGGCAGGUGCAGGUCAGAGCGGGCGAGCACAGCGACUACGGCUCCAUCACUCUCCUAUUCCAGGACAAGCGCGGUGGUUUGCAGGUACGCUCGCCUAAGGGGACGUUCGUCAACGCUACGCCUAUCGAAGGCACGAUAGUCGUCAACGCCGGCGACCUGCUUGCGCAAUGGUCCAACGACACCAUCAAAUCGACAAAGCACCGCGUCGUCGAGCCGCCACCCAAGACAGAGGACGACGGUCAGGAGAGCUACCCACCACGGUACUCGAUCGCGUACUUCUGCAACCCCAACUACGAGCGAAUGAUCAAAGCCAUUCCAGGCACCUACGAGGAAACAGGGAGAAAGUACCAGGACGUGCAGAGUGGAGAAUACAUCAUCGGGAGGCUGACAGCGACAUAUUGA
This is a messenger RNA of Ascochyta rabiei, 1032 nucleotides long. RefSeq lists its product as uncharacterized. NCBI's taxonomy places the organism in Eukaryota, Fungi, Ascomycota, Dothideomycetes, Pleosporales, Didymellaceae. The record is from RefSeq and is a predicted model, not a curated record. Gene Ontology annotation, molecular function: dioxygenase activity. Bases 1 to 1032 code for a protein of 343 amino acids. The transcript has 3 exons.